This is a messenger RNA of Penicillium diatomitis, 801 nucleotides long. RefSeq names its product 6-phosphogluconolactonase. The coding region runs from base 1 to 801 and encodes 266 amino acids. Gene Ontology annotation, molecular function: 6-phosphogluconolactonase activity. The record is from RefSeq and is a predicted model, not a curated record. The transcript has a single exon. Lineage: Eukaryota; Fungi; Ascomycota; Eurotiomycetes; Eurotiales; Aspergillaceae. Gene Ontology annotation, biological process: carbohydrate metabolic process; pentose-phosphate shunt.
AUGGCCACCACCCAACCCAAUCUCUACAGCUUCUCCAGCACAGACGCUCUGGCCAAGGAAUUGCGGCCAUACGUCCUCCGCUGCCAGAACGCCGCACUUGCUCGUCACGACACUUUUCGCAUCGCGGUCUCGGGCGGUUCACUCCCGGCCGUUCUCGCCAAGGCCCUUCUGGCCGACAGCAAUGGCUCUGCCGAAGAUACACCGCAGUUCAGCAAAUGGCAGAUUUUCUUCGCCGACGAGCGUGCCGUGCCGCUGGAUGAUAAGGACAGCAACUACCUGCUUCUGAAGGAGGAGCUGCUGAAGAAGAUCCCGGCCGAACUCGGCGAGCCCACCGUCUACCCUAUCGACGAGAAGCACGUUCACGAUGGAAACACCCAAGAACUCGCCGACGUCUAUCAGGAGGCCCUGAUGCGCUCGUUCGCCGCCAAGGACAGCGUCAAGUUACCCAUCUUUGAUCUCAUCCUGCUGGGCUGCGGUCCCGAUGGUCACACCUGCAGUCUCUUCCCCGGCCACGACCUCCUCCGGGAGAAGGAUGCCUGGGUCGCCGCCGAGACCAACUCCCCCAAGCCGCCCCCCAAGCGUAUUACUCUCACCCUGCCCGUGGUGACUUCUGCGUCGCACAUUGCCUUCGUUGCCACUGGCGCGGGUAAGAAGGACAUUCUCAAGUCGAUCUUUGAUAGCGAGGAGGGCCGCACUCUUCCCUCUUCGUUGGUGAAUCACGGUGCUGGUGACAAGGUCAGCUGGUUCACUGACCACCCGGCCGUCGAGGGUGUUGCUUUCCCUCGUCGUGGGAACCUGUAA